UAAGAAGAAAUUUGCCUUAACAAAAGUACAAAUCUUAGUUUCUGCGACAAUCUGUUGUUCCUUUUGUUUAUUUUGAGGACGACAAAAGUAUCUGACGUUUUCUACCGUAAAUGUCAGGGAAAUGACAUCGCUUCAAAUUUAUGUGAUUUGUUGUCUGUCGUUUUCUGCGUUUCUUUUCGUGAUCCUUUUUGGACAAAUACCUGCAUUUCAUCAUGGACCAAUUGGUUGGCUAAAUCGGCUUCUGCUGGUACAUAUUCCACAUUUAUUUUCUGUCUUGGAUCAAAACCUGUUUCGUGGCAUAUUGACUCGAGUUUUUCGCCGUGUACACAACUACCUCUGGAAUGAAAGGAAUCCACUGGUCAUUGUUUUCUACCUUACUUUGUUAGUUGCUGGCGCAUAUGCUUUUUUUCACAAUGGCCAGGAAAUCACUUCUCAGUGGGGUUUCUUUACCUGGACGUAUAUCCUAAUUUGUCUCUCGUUACCUUGUAUCUCAUUGUUCCUUGCCUCGACUUCCAAUCCUGGACGCAUAACGGAACAGAACUGGGUUCAAGCUUUUCGCAAGUAUCCAUUCGACAAUUGCAUAUUUUUCCCCCAAACUUGCUCUACAUGCAAAUUUGUGAGACCCGCUCGCUCAAAACAUUGCAGACUUUGUGGCUACUGUGUAAGCCGAUUUGACCAUCAUUGUAUAUGGAUUAAUAAUUGUGUCGGUGAAAAAAAUGCACGUUACUUUCUUUUUUUUCUAUUUAGCACUUGCCAAGGGCUAGUGCAAGGAUGCUUUAUUACAGGAAAAUAUGUUUAUGUACGACGUAACCGUGAUAUUGCCCUUAUACCUUCUCUAUGGAAUUCUAUUCGGCUUCAUCGAGCAAUGGGAUGCAUGUUUUUAAUGAGUUUCCUUAUCUCUCCAAUUGUGAUCGCAUUCUUAGCCUUCGAGUUAUGGUUAAUUUAUACCGGCAUGACUACGAAUGAAUCACAAAAAUGGCAAGAUAUCAAGCAUCUCGUUGAAGAUCGAAAGCUUUACCGUGAAGUGGUAAAUGGUAAACAACGUUUGUAUUUGCUAGAAGAUGCUCCACCUAAUGCAGAACUACUUACCUCUAUGUCACAAGUAGACAAUAUUUACGAUAAAGGUUUCAAACAAAAUCUAUACUCCGUUCUUACAGGUAACUAAUUAGGAUUGAUCCGAUAUCAUGAAUAUGAAUCUAUAAUAUACAUUUGGCUUUUAACGCCAUAUGGAAUUCCUUCCGGUGUUAGUUGAACUCUUUAAGUUCUUGGACGAUAGACAAAUUGGUUGCUGUCUCGGUUUGAGGAGUUUGUUUAGCCGCGUCUUCAGCGUAUUCUAUUUCGUCAAGCAUAUCAUAAAGCACAUCCUCCGCUAUUUGUUCAUCAUAACGUUCACAAAUAGGGCGCACAUUUGGGCCGAUACCAGCUGGAACGUGAGAGAAAUGUGGUCCAAAUUGAAAACUAGCGAUUCCGCCCCCAAACAUACUUAUUGCUGGGAAAUAACCCAGUUGUCCAUCAUCGAAAGACAUAUGAUUUGCAUUGGCGGAAUGAGGUGGUCGGAAAUCGAGCAGAUCACUGAACGCCGUCCCCAUCAAAACACCGUUUUUAUAGACUUUAAUAAAAGAUCCAGGAAUACUGGCUGCAUUCAAUUGUGGUCGCGAAGGCAAGGGCACGAGUAAAUCGUCCAUUGAUUUUGACGGUAUAUAGUCUAAUUGUUCAAAGUAAAGUUGUCCUUUGUAACGAAUGGGAAUACGAUCACGGUACACAGGAAGAUCAACAUUCGC
This is a messenger RNA of Schizosaccharomyces japonicus yFS275, 1781 nucleotides long. RefSeq names its product palmitoyltransferase. Gene Ontology annotation, cellular component: endoplasmic reticulum; membrane. Gene Ontology annotation, molecular function: palmitoyltransferase activity; protein-cysteine S-palmitoyltransferase activity; acyltransferase activity. The coding region runs from base 122 to 1165 and encodes 347 amino acids. Lineage: Eukaryota; Fungi; Ascomycota; Schizosaccharomycetes; Schizosaccharomycetales; Schizosaccharomycetaceae. The record is from RefSeq and is a predicted model, not a curated record. The transcript has a single exon.